GGUUAAAAAAAAUCAACAUCCGGCGGAAGACGUACAAAGAUGGCGAACUUUCGGCAGACACCGUUAACUUGCAGUGGUCAUACCCGGCCAGUUGUUGAUCUGGACUUUAGCGAUAUAACUCCUUGCGGUUACUUCUUGAUAAGUGCCUGCAAAGAUGGAAAACCUAUGAUCAGACAGGGAGACACCGGUGACUGGAUUGGAACAUUUGAAGGCCAUAAAGGAGCUGUUUGGAGUGCUACUUUAAACAAAGAUGCAACACGAGCUGCGACAGGAGCUGCUGACUUUACCGCAAAAAUCUGGGAUGCAGAGAAAGGAGAUGAGCUGCACACAUUUUCCCAUAGACAUAUUGUGAAGAGUGUGGACUUCAACAGAGCUGGCACCCAUCUUCUUACAGGGAGCAAUGAAAAACUCCUCAGGAUAUUUGAUCUAAACAAGACAGAUGCUGAGCCUUUACAGUUUGCUGGUCACACAUCCAACAUCAGGGCUGCUCUGUUUUCAACUGACGGAAAAAGAGUUUUUAGUGCCUCAGAUGACAAAACAGUCAGGGCUUGGGAUGCAUCAGAUGGCACAGAACUGAAGAGGCUGGACUUUUCUGCUAUUCCUAACAGCUUGGUACUCAGCUCAGAUGGGAAAACUAUUGUUCUCACAUAUGGACAGUUUAUAGCUUUCUACAAUUCAGAGACAUUAGAAAAGAUCAAAGAGUUUGAAGCACCGGCACCAAUCAACUCUGCCUCACUUCACCCAUGUGAGAAAUUCUUUGUUGCUGGUGGAGAGGAUUUCAAAAUGUACAAGUUUGAUUAUGAAACGGGUGCUGAAAUUGAGUCUUUCAAAGGUCAUUUUGGGCCCGUUCACUGUGUGCGGUUCUCUCCUGAUGGCGAGUUGUACGCCAGUGGCAGUGAGGACGGUACUCUGCGUCUGUGGCAGACCACAGUCGGCAAAACCUAUGGGCUCUGGAAAUGCAUAGUUCCUGAUGACAACAACUCAUUUGAUGUCCAGAACAAUACCGCAGAACUCAAAGUUGAGACUUAACCUGAGUUUUGCUACUAUGCUACUUGGAACGGCUUGUAUGACAUCUAGCAAAGGUUUCAUCAGACUCAGAAGAAAGUCCUGUCGAGACAGAGGUGGCUCUCAGGUUUAUUCAAACCGUAACCCGAAGAGAGAGAUGACAGCGUUCAGCCAGUUUUGAUGGUGUCCCUAACAUGGAGGCUACAUUGUUGGCAGUCAGUUUUGAUGUUAAAUGCAUUGCAAUUGGCAUUAUUGAGUGAAGAGUUUCAUUACCUGACACAGGCUGCAGAAGAAAAGUUACAAAAAUGACUGAAUUUUUGCAAACAUAAAAAAUAUUUUUUAAUCUUUAAAGUCCUUUUUUAUUAGCUGUUUAUAGUUGUCAUUGAUUAGUUUCUGUUUAUGUAAGAAUGACAAAUGUACCAUAGGCACAUAGACUGUUUCCAUAUUUCUGGAUUUACAGCAGUCAGCUCCCUCCCUGCUCUGCCAAAAAAAUAGUCUUGGGGUUAGCAGCUUUUGUUACUCAAUUUUAGUGGGAGGCGAGGUGAAUCUGUUGGAAGAUAACUGCAACACUAUAAUUUCUCUUCUACAAGGCUACAUCAUUAAGUUUGAUCUUUUUAUCCUCAGUAGUUGUCCCUCUUGUAUCCUCACUGAUUCACAAUGUCAAAAGGUUUACAGAAUACAAAAUAAAAGGAGGGAACAUAGUUCAGACUUAUAUAUAAUCAAACAGCUGCUGUAAACCAUAGGCAAUAAAAUUUGGGCUUGGAGUCA
Pomacea canaliculata is the source of this 1773-nucleotide messenger RNA. Its product is annotated as serine-threonine kinase receptor-associated protein-like. Gene Ontology annotation, cellular component: SMN complex. Gene Ontology annotation, biological process: spliceosomal snRNP assembly. Lineage: Eukaryota; Metazoa; Mollusca; Gastropoda; Architaenioglossa; Ampullariidae. Gene Ontology annotation, molecular function: RNA binding; protein binding. Bases 40 to 1029 code for a protein of 329 amino acids. The record is from RefSeq and is a predicted model, not a curated record. The transcript has 7 exons.